AUGGGGAACAGUCCCUCCCAACCCCUCCGUGCCAUCUAUCCCUCCCAACCCGCCGUGAGAGCAGUCCCUCCCAACCCCGCCGUGCCAUAUGUCCCUGCCAACCCUGCCGUGAGAGCAGUCCCUUCCAACCCCGCCGUGCCAUCUGUCCCUCCCAACCCCGCCAUGAGAGCAGCCCCUCCCAACCCCGCUGUGCCAGCAUUCCCUCCCAACCUUUCCGUGCCAUUGAUCCCUCCCAACCCUGUCGUGAGAGCAGUCCCUCCUAACCCCGCCGUGCAAGCAGUCCCUCCCAACCCCGCCAUGCCAUCAGUCCAUCCCAACCCCGCUGUGCCAGUUGUCCCUCCCAACCCUGUCGUGCCAUCAGUCCCUCCCAACCCCGCCGUGCCAGCAGUCCCUCCCAACCUCAGCCGUGCCAUCAGUCCCUCCCAACCCCAGCCGUGCCAUCUGUCCCUCCCAACCCCAGCCGUGCCAUCAGUCCCUCCCAACCCCGCCGUGCCAGCGUCCCCUCCCAACCCCGCCGUGCCAUCUAUCCCUGCCAACCCCGCCGUGAGAGUAGUCCCUCCCAACCCCGCCGUGCCAUCUGCCCCUCCCAACCCCGCCGUGAGAACAGCCCCUCCCAACCCCGCUGUGCCAGCAUUCCCUCCCAACCUUUCCGUGCCAUCAGUCCCUCCCAACCCUGUCGUGAGAGCCGUCCCUCCCAACCCUGCCGUGCCAGCAGUCCCUCCCAACCCCGCCGUGCCAUUAGUCCAUCCCAUCCCCGCCGUGCCAGUUGUCCCUCCCAACCCCGCCGUGCCAUCAGUCCCUCCCAACCCCGCCGUGUCAGCAGAACCUUGCAACCCCGCCGUGAGAGCAGUCCCCUCCCAACCCAGCCGUGCCAUCAGUCCCUCCCAACCCCACCGUGCCAGCAGUCCCUCCCAACCCCGCCGUGCCAUCAGUCUCUCCCAACCUCCCGUGCCAUCAGUCCCUCCCAACCCCACCGUGCCAGCAGUCCCUGUGAACCCUGCCGUGCCAGCAGUCCCUCCCAACCCCGACGUGAGAACAGUCCCUCCCAACCCCACCGCGCCAUCUGUCCCUCCCAACCCCGCCGUGAGAGCAGUCCCUCUCAACCCCGCCAUGCCAACGGUCCCUGCCAACCCCGCCGUGAGAGCAGUCCCUCCCAACCCCGCCAUGCCAGCAGUCCCUCCCAACCCCGUCGUGCCAUCAGUCCCUCCCAACCCCGCCGUGCCAGCAGUUCCUCCCAACCCCGCCGCGCCAUCAGUCCCUCCCAACCCCGCCGUGAGAGCAGUCCCUCCCAACCCCGUCGUGCCAGCAGUCCCUCCCAACGCCGCCGUGAGAGAAGUCCCUCCCAACCCCGCCAUGCCAUCGGUCCCUCCGAACCCCGCCGUGCCAGCAGUCCCUCCCAACCCCGCCGUGCCAUCAGUCUCUCCCAACCUCGUCGUGCCAUCAGACCCUUCCAACCCCGCCGUGAGAGCAGUCCCUCCCAACCCCGCCGUGCCAGCAGUCCCUUUCAACCCCGUUGCUUAG
Molecule: messenger RNA, 1521 nt
Organism: Closterium sp. Naga37s-1
Lineage: Eukaryota; Viridiplantae; Streptophyta; Zygnematophyceae; Desmidiales; Closteriaceae
Source: the annotation of a GenBank genome assembly